AUGCCAAGGAGCGCCACGUGGCCAAGCGGCAUUGCCACGGAGUCCUUGAGCAAUAUGGACAGUGCUGGGAGCUGUGACAGUGUCAUCAGCAUGAACUCUGUCUCGAGUGAAGACAAUCUGGGACAUCUAUCUGCAGAGGAGAAGGCAUGUCUUAUUUAUCUGGAGGAAACAAUUGAGUCUUUGGAGAUAGCAGAUGACAGCGGCCUGUCCAGUGAUGAGCCAGAUUCUGGUCAAAUGGCAGCUACAACAUCCCACCUCCCCUCUGCUUGGGGUCACGUGACAGCACACGAUGAGCUCAAUUUCAAACAUGGCAGAGACGAGAAGUCUUUUCUCAGUGUUGGGGUGCCCACACCACUUCUCCUGGCCAAUGGCAUUGGGAGUCUUCCACCCAGAGCCCCAGCAGGUGUCACAGAACCAAAACCACCAGAGGUACUGUCAGAGCCCAUAUCUACAGCAUCAGCCUUUGACAAAGCUGGACAAUAUGCUGUAAUUCAAGCCACUGAACCACAGACCACCGUUGUUCACAACAACUCGAAAGCCCCUACACUGACACCCAACACAACCCCAACACAAAAUCAGAGCAUGUCUAUAGACCUCAAGAGUCAAUCCAAAUCUCCAGUCACUGAACCCGAAACCCCACCAGCUGUUACUCAGACUGAGAUGUUGGAUUCAGCCACGGAUGGAGAUAACGACCCUAAGGAUACCAGUCUCUACCCUGGUCCUUCUAGCAUGGCCUCCGAGCUAGAUUUGGCUCUGAUUCCUCCUCCAUCAGACUUCAGGGAUGAGCCAGAGCCUGAGGAGGAGAAAGAGGUGCCUCCAUCUGAGAAAGAGGCACCUCCAUCCAAGAAAGAGGUGCCUCCAUCCGAGAAAGAGGCGCCUCUAUCUGAGAAAGAGGGUCCUCCAUCCAAGAAAGAGGUGCCUCCAUCCGAUGGGACAUCAGGUAACCAAAUGAAAUGCAUUGAUUUGGAGCUCCUACGCAAAAAGGUCUCCAUGAGGAACACACUAGUGAGCCCCCCCAUCAGUUGUGAUCCUCCCUCCAGUCCCCAUUCAGUGCCCAUCAGUGUCAACACACCAGCCAGCCCUGCCACUGCCCAACCCAACCCUAUUUCUGAGAUAGCCGAGCCCAGAAGCCCACCUGCUGUGGCACCAAAACCAAAGAAGCUUCCCUCUAACAUUAUCCUCAAGUCCCAUAAGACCUCGGUGGCGGGCUCUGAUGGAAACUCAGGACACUCUCUCCCAUCGACAAGUGACAGGGCAAUGCUGGAUCCCCAAAGGGUCAGGAUGGAGGCCCUUCGAAAGCUUGGUCUACUAAAGAGUGAUGAGGCCGACACGAGCCCUUCCCUGAGCCCCAAACUCUCGCCCAAUUCCCGGAGGUCAUGGGCCAUCCCUGGCUGUCCCAUUACUCCACCAGCUCCCCAUACCCCGACAUCUCCUUCCAUACCAUCUCCAGCUCGAGUCAUUAACUCACCUUCCCCCUCUGUCCCACCCACUUCCACAACUUUUACAGAAAUCCAGGCUGCUGAUAUUCUCCCUGCACCUCCUGCUUUUAGCGACUCAAUUGAACCAGUGCUACUUAUCGGAUUGUCUUCUGUGAACAAUGUCUCAGAGUCAACAAAUUAUGUGCGGACACAAAGCAGCACUCCACCCAACACUCCUGCUGAGUUGCCCAAAAAGUUAACCCCACCCAAAAUAACAGGUAUAAAAUCUGCCAGUCUCGAGUGCUCUGACACUGGUCUAAGUCCCAAAUCUAGUGAGGCUGAAAAUGACCUCAGUCAGCUGCGUAACACCAUACCACGCCCUGCAUCUCUGGGUGGUGGCAGAGAUUUUUCAAGUAUUCAGGGAGAUGGACUACCAGAAACAAGGAAGUCCCUGCCUGCCUCAACUGCCACCAAAGACUCACAGAAACUGCCCCGAUCACAUGGCGUCAGUGUGCUGAUCUGUCCUCGUGCACAGAACAGAGAAGACCGCCACGAGGCCCUAAGGAAGCUGGGGCUGCUCAGAGACUGA
Molecule: messenger RNA, 2007 nt
Organism: Lampris incognitus (smalleye Pacific opah)
Lineage: Eukaryota; Metazoa; Chordata; Actinopteri; Lampriformes; Lampridae
Product: specifically androgen-regulated gene protein
Exons: 3
Coding region: 1-2007 (668 amino acids)
Source: RefSeq, a predicted model, not a curated record